Molecule: messenger RNA, 3794 nt
Organism: Porites evermanni
Lineage: Eukaryota; Metazoa; Cnidaria; Anthozoa; Scleractinia; Poritidae
Source: the annotation of a GenBank genome assembly
AUGAAGUUUUUAAGCUUGGCAAUUUUCGUGGGACUUUUCUUAGCGGCCUGUGUAAGCUGUUCAGUGGCUGCUAAAUCUUCGAACAACAAUGGUAAAGAGCAGAGUGUAAAUUGUUUUUAAUUCAUUUUUGAAGUCUAUGAUUUGCUGUACUUAAUAGGACCCCCCAAAACAUUUUCGAAUCUUCGCAAGAUUCGAAACCAUUUUUAAAACGAUUGACAUUUUGUGUGAUUGUGAAUUUUGUUUUAAGCCCGCAGAAAAACCAUCACCAGUGGUGACUUCAUUAUUUUGAAAUCAGCUCAUAGCAGUUAUUCGAAACUUUCACUAAGCUGCAAUAAAUCUGGCUGCCAAUGGACGCAUUGCCCGUCUAAUGAUGCUGAGGUUUCGUCGCCCUGCUCACCUGAGAAUACGGAGUUCAAAAUAACAGCCAGAGGAGAAACGCUGGGAAAGCCCAUCAAAAGCGGGGAAAAAGUAUCGCUGAUCGUUAGAAAGUACGGUCCUCAGUACAAGCUGACUUGUGGCAAAUCUUCAACCGCGCAGUGCCAUUUGGAUUCGUAAGUACUCAGCUUUAAAUUUAAACACCAAAUCAACUCUUCUUGGAAAUUUAACUCAAGCAACAUCGGACGAGAAGAUGCAACUGAUGUCUAUAGUUGACUUUCGGUCUGUACAAUUUUGCUCUUAGUCAGUUAUUGGCAUUUCUCUCUCGGUCAGUCUUAAGAACUUAUAGGCAAAAGUAGUUUUACUUGGCCCAACACAAACUUGACUGCUAGAUAUUUAGUCAAUUAUUGCUUUUUGACCUCCUUUUGCCACUUUUUUCUCUAGUUUCAAAGGCGACAUGACAGGAAACAACUGGUUGAUAUACGACAACGCCACUUUUCAAAUAUUCUCCAAAGAGGCAGAGGAUUCUACUCCCAUCCACAAUGGCGACGUGGUGGGACUCAAGUACUUACACUGCUCCAGCAAAGCAUGGUUGACCAAAAGUGGCAAAUUCCUUUAUCCUCGUAGCUGUAGCAGAAACGACAAAACCUCUUGCGCAAAAGAGGACAGUUUCACCGGCUUCAAAAUCUUCAAGAGCUGAAGUCGUAAAGUUUCAAGAUCUCAAAUUUGAAGCUGGAGUUCUCAACUAUAAAUUUUAAGCAUAAACAGUUUAGAUCAUUUAGAGACCAUUUUGGAAAGAUAAUUAAAUAAGGGAUUUAUGUGUUAUUUAACUUAAACUUUUUGCUUUUCAAUAAAAGAGUUGAGGAUUCGAUCGCUAUUACACGUCUCAUGGUACUUAUGACACGACGGCUAAGAUUAAAACGAGUGAUCUCUGAGCCUUUGCUCCUUAACGCUGUUUCACCGCAAUUAGAAAUCACCCAGACUGUUCUUUAAUUCGUUUUGUUUAUCACAUUUUCUUUGGUGUUUUCUUUUAAUCUGGGUCAUUUUAACUUCAAUAGAGGGGAAAAAAUGAUCUAAUUCCAAUCCAAUGUAGCUAGCACGUCAGUUCCUUCACAAUGACAACAUAUACUGAUAACCGACCUUCUAUUGAGGGUUUUUCUUUCUUUUAUGGUGGAACCCCCAUAUCCUCGGUGAAGCAUCUUCAAUUAAGAGCUCACCGACUCUGGAGAUAUGAAUUAAUAGCUAAUAUUUAUAAUCAGCUGAGUGCAAUGGAGAAUAUUUUCACCAGAGAUUGACGAACACGUAUAUUUUUGCGACGGGUUCAAAAUGAAUUUUCGGCCGAGGUUUUCAAACGGUGGUAGAAUCGAGUGGGUGAUUAGGUUGAGAAAAUGGGUCACUAAAUUUUAUUAUUUCUUCCUGCCGAGGUUUUUCAACGGGUCAGUAUGAGUGCAAUCUUGUCAAUCGAAUACUUUUUUCUUCAAAGAGUAACGCAGCAAUGCAUUGAAUCAAUACCGACCCCGAGACAGUAUCGAAAGACAGUAAUGUGCAGCUGUAUAUGAAGCAACAUUUUCCCGAAAAAUUUAGAUGCAAUUUGAAGUUUUACGAAGUUAGGUUCUUUUUCUGAUUCCUCUCUCCAUCGCAUUUUUAAAUCUGAAAAAAAAUUUAGGUUUCCUUUUUCGACAAAAAAUAGUCAACCUGGGGAGUGAAAAAUUAAACUAUUAGAUAAUUAUACUAUUAGAUAACCUUCGAACAUUGUACAGGAAUGGAACGGACAUCUAGAUCGGAAAUGUUUUAGCCUUUCUCAAGCUAUAGAAAAUUCUAGGCAUUUUUAGUUUCUCCGAACAGAUAUUUUGCAGAAAACAUUUCAGGGUGCUCCUGUUAUUUCCGCGGUGGCUGGUGAAUUUAAGGGAUAGAACAUAAAAUGGUACUUGAUCCGCGAAAACUGACGAUCGGGUUCGGAUUAGUAAACAUUUUUUUAAACCGCACAGACUUUCAGAAAUCAUAGUAACGAUAAAUUCGAUAUUUGUCUAAACGAAAAUAAUCAUAAUUUUAUUUUGCCCACUGCCUAGUUUAGUAUGACCAAAAAAGCAAUGUUCUACUUGUAGUGGGCUUAAAGUUAUCAAUGAUGUCAUCACGUCUUGCGGAACGUGUUAGUUGACUCCCUAAACAUGUUUCGCAUUAAUUAAGUAAAAAACCUCUAAUAAACGUUACAUUAUUCAUAACAUAAUUAGUCUUAGUUAAGGGAAUUCGAAGUCUGUGUCAGUCUGUUCAGGCGUUCACAGUGUCGUCAUCGAGUAUGAAGUUUCUCGGCGUGACCGUUUUCGUGGCUUUAAUCUCUCUUGGCGGAGUCAACUGUUCAGAUUCCGUUGCUGUUAACACUAAUAACCUGCAAGUAAGUUGCUCCGUACCGAUAGAAGAUGUGUGGACCGACUUAUCGAGAGGUAAGACUUCGAUAAAGCGUUUGAUGUUGUUUCAGUUUUAUCAUUCAAGAGUCGCUAGCCUAAGCGAUGUACUGGGGACUUGGAGUUUUCACCCCGUUCGGUUUGUCUUAAUAAGAGUGUAAACGUUUCGCCGAGUUCAUUCAAACUUUUUGUGAUCUCACCUUUUAAAUCACAGCAAAAUGCUUCUUUUACAAAACGAAGAAAACGGCUUUACAAUUAGUGUGCGUCUAAUAUCUUCUUUCACCUUUUGGUAGUUUAGUGCAAAGUUUUAAUAGUUAUUUUUUUGUUACAAGUCCACAGAUAUCCCGUCAUCAAGAGUGGGGACCAAAUUGUGCUACGAUUAGCGCACAGCAGUUACUCCAGCUACUUGCUGUAUUGUCUUACAAGUUAUUGCGAACUAAGUCAGUGCUCAGGUAGUCAGAGUAUGACGAAAUCUUUGUGGUCUUCAUGUUCUUCCUACUCCAUGUUCUAUAUCACCGCCUUUGGAAGAGUGAAUGGAGAACCCAUCAACAGUGGAGACACUGUGUCAUUGAGUUCCGCUGGCUACGGUUCCAGCUACCGGCUGAGGUGUUACACAUCGUCCACCACCUACUGCAGAGUAUCAUCGUAAGUAAACAAUCUUGUGCUUUAUAACAUUGUUAUAAGCAUAAAUGAAUGUUUGACAGUUUAAUUUGUUUAUUUGACAAUUGGCUUUAUUUAUUUCUUUUUAUUUUAAAUAGAAUCACCAGCACAAUUACUGGGAACGAGUGGCUUUACUACUCGUACGCCACUUUCGAGAUUUAUGCCAAAAACGCUGUGGAUGGAACCCCUCUGCAAUAUGGUGACGUUGUGGGCCUCAAGUAUCCCUACUACGCUUCGAGUUACUGGAUGAGCUACUAUAGCAGCUACUUUCGUCCUCGUAGCUGUAGCAGCUACAGCAAGACGUCCUGUGCAAAGGAGAAUACUUUCAGUGGAUUCCGGAUCUUCAAGAGGCUGUGA